Microplitis demolitor is the source of this 733-nucleotide messenger RNA. RefSeq lists its product as uncharacterized. The transcript is spliced from 4 exons. The record is from RefSeq and is a predicted model, not a curated record. NCBI's taxonomy places the organism in Eukaryota, Metazoa, Arthropoda, Insecta, Hymenoptera, Braconidae. Bases 166 to 477 code for a protein of 103 amino acids.
GGAGUUUGUUCGAAUUGAUCCUGUGCGAAUGUAGAUCCAAAAUCAUAUAGCUUUAAAUGAGGAUUUCUCUAUUUCGGUUAUUUUUACAAAUUUUGAAAAAGUCAAUUUAAAUGAUAAAUUAUCUUCACCUGAUGAAAUAUUUGAUUAUUUAAAAUCUGUGGAAAAAUGGCCAUUGUGCGUUGGCACGCAAAUAGAGAAACAAAGUACUCUAAUGAAUGCAAACGUGUAGUCAUCGGUGAUGAAGCUUAUCGAAGGAACCAAAUAAAUCCAAGAUGUAAAUCUUGCAGAGUUCUCCGAAGCCGAUUGCAGAGCUGCGAUAGUACGGGUAUUAAGUUGCAAAAAUCGGUUGCACGUAAACGACGCACUGUAAAUGUUAUCAAGCAAUGUAAACGUUUGAAGACAACGCAAGUAAAUUGUCGUAUAAAUAGUAUUAACUGCCACGAAACUAUACCGGAAUUUUCGAUCAGGAGUGCAUAAGAAAAUGAAAUUAAACAUAUACAAUGAAAACUGGGGACCCAAUUGUACAAAACAGCAUUAAAUUGUAUGCCACAAGAUCACCUUAUACAUAGAUUUACAGUAUUACUUUUUAAGUUAUAUUAUCGAUCAACAAAUUGUACAAAAAUUUUUCAUUUAACGAAAUCAAGGAAUAAAUUUAGUAGUACCAUGACGGGAGAAAAUAUAUCAGAUUUAAUUUAAUCUGAUUUUAGGUUUUUGCCUCCAUGGAAACAAUAUU